Messenger RNA from Penicillium crustosum, 321 nucleotides. RefSeq lists its product as uncharacterized. Bases 1 to 321 code for a protein of 106 amino acids. The transcript is spliced from 2 exons. NCBI's taxonomy places the organism in Eukaryota, Fungi, Ascomycota, Eurotiomycetes, Eurotiales, Aspergillaceae. The record is from RefSeq and is a predicted model, not a curated record.
AUGUGUUUUGGCUCAUCGCGUAGAGAUGCAUAUGACUCUCCGCCCCCACGGCCUGUAUCCUACGGCUAUGAUGCCUCCAGUCAGCACACACAUAACAAGAACUACGAAGCAUCUAAAAAGCAAAGGGGGCGUCGCGCAUAUCAUAGCGGUGCUCCUAUUGUCGGAGGCGGAGAUGGUGGAGGAGGGUAUGGAGGAGGACAUAGUGGAGGGGGUGGAGGACAUGGUGGCGGUCAUGGUGGCGGAGACGGUGGAGGAGGUGGAGGAGGAGGAGAUGGUGGAGGUGGGGGUGGCGGGACCCAGGCGGAUCUGGAAUGUGAUUGA